Molecule: messenger RNA, 3315 nt
Organism: Cebus imitator (Panamanian white-faced capuchin)
Lineage: Eukaryota; Metazoa; Chordata; Mammalia; Primates; Cebidae
Gene: GOSR2
Product: golgi SNAP receptor complex member 2
Exons: 6
Coding region: 93-731 (212 amino acids)
Biological process (GO): vesicle fusion; intra-Golgi vesicle-mediated transport
Cellular component (GO): late endosome membrane; SNARE complex; ER to Golgi transport vesicle membrane
Molecular function (GO): SNAP receptor activity; SNARE binding
Source: RefSeq, a predicted model, not a curated record
UCCUGAGACCGGAAGCCGGAAGCCGGAAGUGGGGCUGUGAGGACGUGUUCGAAGAAGCCAGAGCCGCAUCAGUGGCCUGCGGGGCCGGCGACAUGGACCCCCUGUACCAGCAAACGCACAAGCAGGUCCAUGAGAUCCAGUCUCGCAUGGGACGCCUGGAGACGGCAGACAAGCAGUCUGUGCACUUAGUAGAAAACGAAAUCCAAGCAAGCAUAGACCAGAUAUUCAGCUGUCUAGAACGCCUGGAGAUUUUGUCCAGCAAGGAGCCCCCUAACAAAAGGCAGAAUGCCAAACUUCGGGUUGACCAGUUAAAGUAUGAUGUCCAGCACCUGCAGACUGCUCUCAGAAACUUCCAGCAUCGGCGCCAUGCAAGGGAACAGCAAGAGAGGCAGCGAGAAGAGCUUCUGUCUCGAACCUUCACCACUAACGACUCUGACACCACCAUACCAAUGGACGAAUCACUGCAGUUUAACUCCUCCCUCCAGAAAAUUCACCACGGCGUGGAUGACCUCAUUUUAGAUGGGCACAAUAUUUUAGAUGGACUGAGGAACCAGAGACUGACCUUGAAGGGCACUCAGAAGAAGAUCCUCGACAUUGCCAACAUGCUGGGCUUGUCCAACACGGUGAUGAGGCUCAUCGAGAAGCGGGCUUUCCAGGACAAGUACUUCAUGAUCGGCGGGAUGCUGGUGACCCUUACAGUCAUGUUCCUCGUGGUGCACUACCUGACAUGAGCCAGCCACACUCAACGGCUGAACAGCGUUCCUACAGCGUACGAGUGUGUGUGAGUGUGUGCGCGUGAAAACGGGGGUGGGGGGCCCAGAGGCUGCCUUUUGAGACGUGUGCCUGUCUUAACUGUGAAGACACUCAGGAGUGAUUGUGAUAUAGUUGCCAACCUGCUUUGUUUUCUGUGACGUCUUGGAGGGGGAGCUAGUGCCACCAGGAUGUGCAGUGCUUAGGGAAUGGAAGAAGUCCCAGUUCCGUCUCACUCUCACUCUUACUGGGGGAGGGAAAGAAUGGCUUGGGUGACUUUGUUCACACAGCUGAUGUGCGCCCUGGGAACGUGUCCACAGUGAGGCCUGCGUGCAGUACCGCCCACACAGUUCAAACCUUGUCACCAUCCGGCCUUUCCAGCUCCUGGUAGGCUGGAGCAAAAGUGAAAAGGAGAGGAAAGAGGCCUCAUUUUCUCACACCCAUUAUAUUAAAUAGUAGGUCAUUCACAUCCUGGCCACCUCCCGUGCACCCCAGUGACGUGUAGAUGACUAACUGCCGUACUUGUCACCUUUCCCUGGAAGCAGCUACCUAGGGGAAACAAGAUGGCAGUGCUGUUGCCGAUAACAAGUAAGAUUUUCCACACUGCGGUUGGGAGUUUCUCCUGUCUAAAGUGAGGCCAGUGUUACUCCCUGGGAGUAUUCAGUCUUGACUCUAGUCACUGAUUUUUUCUAGUUGUUAAUAGAAUGGUUGGCUUUUAAGGUUCAGAGACUGCGCAGUGGCUUAGCACCUGUGAUCAGGCUUUGGGGGGCCUUUGCCCCUCAGAAAGGAGCUGUGAGCAAAGAUUUGUGAUUUGCCAAUUCCAGUCUCAGCCCUAGUUUCAGCAUCUCUAAUUCUUUGGUUUUCUUCUCUUCCCUGAAAUAUAUUAGCACUUGCCAGCCAGACCCCCAUUUUGUGCAGCCAGUGUGGGCAGAUGCCACCUUGGAGACACCUCUAGUGCAUAUGUCCUUGUAACACUCUGUUUUCAGGGACUACCACCUUUUCCAUUCUCUGACCAGCCCUGGAUUCAGGCUGUACUAAUACCGGUGUGUUGUGGAAUUUAUUAUAAAGCCAGUGUAUCUCGAAGUCCGUCUAACAUGAUUAAUCACUGAAAGUCCCAGAAAGACCUGGUGAGUGUAUUUUCUCAUUUACCACAGGCCUUGCCAGCCCUGCCAGCCCUGGGCACAGUAGCUUCAUGACCAGAACAUGACACUCAAAAUCCUUUAGAACUGGAAACCUGCCCAGUAUUAACCCCCCUUUGGUUGUGCUGCUCCACCUGCUCUCUGUUAGUUCCUUGUCACUUGAACUGUCUUCUGUCUUAUUUCCCUUCUUGUCUGUGUUCCUCUUCACUUCCCUUGUUCCCCUCCCACCCGCUGUGCAGCCAUGUUGGUCUUUUCAGGCGAGUCUGUGGCAUUAGCCCCUCUGGUGAGUUUUCUCAAUUGUCCAGAUUGUUAACUGAGUUUCCUGGGUGCUGAUUUCACACUUUUGGUCAGAUGAGAUCUCCAUUGUUCCUAUCCCUCCGGGUCAAAUGGAGCCUAGGUUUCCAAGGAAGGAGGGAUCUGUGACUCCUAAAAAGGGCUGGGGCCCUGUCAGUGUGAAAGCAGUGGCGGGGGUGUGGACCCAGUGGUUGCAGCAUCUUUAGACCCAGAUCUAGCUUUGGGGAGGCACGAAGACGUUUCCAUUACACCCAGUACCGCUGCAGUGCCAGGGACCUGGCAUGGGGCUCUUGGUAGUCCAUAAAAUGGAUUCUGAGACUGUGACAGGCACCAAGGAUCCUGCCAGAGAGCACUCGGGAGGAAGGUCUGCAAGGAGCAGCUGAGCCAUUUGGACUUGAACUCUGGGAGGCAGAAGUCCCCGCACCCAUCAUGCAUGGACUGAUAGGACGUUUUCGUGGUGUGCACCAGUGGGUUUCCACACUUGACAGCAGUUGGCUUUGACGAACCCUCAUGCUGCACCUUCCGAGCCAGUUGUCUCUAUUUUGGAAUAAAAAUUGCAGAGGUGGUUUGUGGGUCUUUACUGCCUGGGGCUGAAUAGCAGCCAGAGUGUCUGGAGACCCAGGAGCACUGAUAAUGCGUGUUGUCACAUGACCACUUUUCCUCACACAUCUGCUUUCAGUGCCUGGUGAAAGAUAGAUCUCCGUCUAACACUGACUCCACACCACCUCAGAGUGUAGGGAACAGUCCAGGCCAGGGAAAGAGCACCCUCUAGUGGAGUCGGGGGUGACUUCUUAGGUAGAGCUGAUGCAAAGAACUUCAGUAGGCAGCCCCUGUGACCUUGUUUGGUGUGCCUAUUGUGAUUUAAAACAGGUGGGUUACCAAGAGGAGCUUGGGAUCUCUUUAUUACAUGGACGUUUACUUCAGGAGUGACCACUGUAAGAAAAGCCAAACUCCGAGACCGAGUAAGUGGGGGCGGGGGGAUGUCUUGAUUUUUUAGAAGACUUCACUGCAGUGGUCUGUCUACCCUUUGCCCUGGUGAUUUGAAUGGGUUUGAUUUGCUAAUUUGGGUUUACACCCAUUGUUUCUGAAGCACAUCAGCUAAAUAAAGUUGAGAUUUAUUUUAUUUAGAAAA